This is a messenger RNA of Oreochromis aureus, 1626 nucleotides long. Its product is annotated as protein LTO1 homolog. Lineage: Eukaryota; Metazoa; Chordata; Actinopteri; Cichliformes; Cichlidae. The transcript has 5 exons. The record is from RefSeq and is a predicted model, not a curated record. The coding region runs from base 60 to 485 and encodes 141 amino acids.
ACCGUGUUCAGAGUUCAGUCAGAUGACAAUUUCCGGCGAGUUAGCCGGAAGUUGGGGCAAUGGCCGACAUGAGAAUGGACGAUGACCUGUUUGAUAGCAUUGUGUUUGCAGAAGAAAGGUUCCGAGAUGAAGGCUACCGGGAAGGUUUUGAGAAGGGGAGCCGCCGAGGGCUUCAGGACGGCCGCAGACACGGAGCUUGUCACGGGGCCCGGCUGUCCUGCGAGAUGUCCUUCUAUUACGGCUUUGCAAUCACGUGGAAAUGUGUCCUCCAAAACAGCAUAGAUGGCAAAUCAAGAAAGCGUGUGAAAGCACUGGAGACCCUCCUUGGAAUGAUCCAAAGCUCUCCUCUUGAUGAUCCACAGUCUCAGAAGCUACAGGAUGACAUGGACAAGCUUCGAGCUAAGUUCAGACAGGUCUGCUCUAUGCUCAGUGUCCCAGCUGACUUCAAGGAUUACAUCAGCGUGGCUGAAGGCACUUCAUUCUGAGUCUGUCUUGAUGGUGAACCAGACCCGACCCAGCAUCCAGACACAAGGUGGAAGCUGAUUUGAUGUCAGCCUUGAAUGCCCCAGCAGAUAUGGUCUGCAGUGGAUUCAUCUGAAUGCUGGGAGUGUGAGACGGUGACAGUGAGACAAGAAUUGUGUGAUCCUUCAUGAUGUAGAUAAGUCUGAGGAAAAUGUGCUGUCACUACAGACCCAGAAACGGGAAUUUGGGGGCAGUAAUUCUAUCAUGAUUUCCUACAAAUGGAUUUAUUGCAGUUUUUUAGUUGACUACAGAACUAAACAUCAGGACAGUAAGGCAGUGAAAGUUGUGUCCUUAAACAUGUAACAUUAGAUUUAAGGUGAGGUUUUGAGGAUGGAACAUUGUAUUGUGGAAAUCGGAUGAAUUCACAGAUAAAUUGUACAUCAGUGUUAAGAUCAGCUUGACCUUCAGUUUGUGUUUUUUAAUAACUGUUCUUACAGUUUUUGGACCAAGGCAUUCACUGAAUAAAAGUGCCCGCUGCAGCGUGUCGGUAUCAGCAGCUGCACGCUACAGUCGUUUAGAAAGGAGGAACAUAGAGGGUAUGUUACUGAAGUAAAUACUGUGGUUUAUGACUGAUAUGGACUCUUAAACUGAAAUUAAUAUUGAGGUGAGUUGAUUUGCCUUUUUACCGUCACUAAAAGUGGAAAUGAAACACUAAAUGUAUAAAGCCUAACUUGCAUCAUGGAGCCUGGCUCUCAGAAACUGACACAGAUGUAACGCUGUCUGUGUAGCUGGAUUUAAGAAAUAAGUGCUUAAAGUUUUCAAAAGAUGUUUAGCGCCAUUUUUCUGUUAGUAUGGAACAUUCUGUACUGACAGAGGAUGGCGCCGGGCUCAAUAGUAUAAAUUAGCCUUUAUACAUUUAGUGUUUCAUUGUCUUAUAAUGUAAUAGUAAUCUGAUAUGUUUUUGUUAAAGCAGCAAGCAACAGAUUAGACAUGACAUUUACAGAAAUAUGACAAUUAGGCUAAAAACUUAAGGACAGGCGUAUGGAGGGUGUUAAAACUGUGUGUGAUGUGUAAGUGUAAUUUCUAUCAAAGUGGAAGGAGGCUGCUCCUCUCUAUCAAAAUGCACAAAAACAGUAACUGAAAUAAAUGCACAGUCUCACUAUA